Molecule: messenger RNA, 7309 nt
Organism: Helicoverpa armigera (cotton bollworm)
Lineage: Eukaryota; Metazoa; Arthropoda; Insecta; Lepidoptera; Noctuidae
Product: sodium/potassium/calcium exchanger Nckx30C-like
Exons: 7
Coding region: 30-1736 (568 amino acids)
Biological process (GO): intracellular calcium ion homeostasis; calcium ion transmembrane transport
Cellular component (GO): plasma membrane
Molecular function (GO): calcium, potassium:sodium antiporter activity; calcium channel activity
Source: RefSeq, a predicted model, not a curated record
AGUGUGCGCUGAGCCCCCGGGAGCGCGGCAUGGGUGGCGCGCUGCUGCUAGCGCUGCUGGCGGCGGCGCGGGCCAGCGAGCCUAAUGCCACCGAACUCAGCCCCUCGCCGCCACCAGAAGAGGAGAAGACCCCGCUGUUCCCCAUCGACCUGUUCACGGAGGAGCAGCGGCGGUCGGGCGCCGUGCUGCUGCACGUCAUCGGCAUGGGCUACAUGUUCGUCGCGCUGGCCAUCGUGUGCGACGAGUUCUUCGUGCCGGCGCUGGACGUCAUCAUCGAGCGGCUGGCCAUCCGGGACGACGUGGCCGGCGCCACCUUCAUGGCGGCGGGGGGGUCGGCGCCGGAGCUCUUCACCUCCAUCAUCGGCGUGUUCGUGUCGUUCGACGACGUGGGCAUCGGGACGAUCGUGGGCUCGGCCGUCUUCAACAUAUUGUUCGUGAUCGGUGCGUGCGCGCUCUUCUCCAGAACGACUUUGACAUUAACGUGGUGGCCCCUGUUCCGCGAUUGCUCCUUUUACUCGGUCAGCCUCCUGGUGUUGAUAUACUGUUUCCGGGACAGCCAUAUCUACUGGCAGGAGGCGCUGGUGCUGUUCUCGCUGUACGGCGCGUACGUGAUGUUCAUGCGGUGGAACCAGCCCGUGGAGCGCGCGCUCAAGAAGCUCAUUUACAAGAACAAGGUGACGCGCGUGCGGAGCACCGACCAGCUGAUGCCCACGCACCAGACAGCUGCCCAAACUUUGCAUGGCAACGCAACCACCUCGAGCGAGACGUCAGUGGGGACGAACACGGCAACCGCAGCGCCGUCAGCGGGGCCCAGCAAGGGCCCGCCUCCAGCCGCCAAGUUCCGUCAUGGUCUGCUGCAGCUUAUGAUUCACACCAUCGAUCCCAUGCAUGACGGUGAGUUAGGUAAAGUAGACGAGAAGGCGACGCAGCUACAUGCAAUAGCGUCGUUAAAGGUGCUGCUUGAAGCCACGCGGCCGACCGCGGGCGGGGCUGGCGCGGCCGCUGCGAGGCACUCGGCAGCAGUCGCGCAAGCCAAGGAGACGCCCCUGGACCUGCCCAACGGCGGGAUCGGGGAUGUCCAGUUAGAUGCUAUAGAAGAGAUAGGAGACCUGGACGAGGACACGACGCCGCUGGACAUGUCGUGGCCGUCAGGGUUCCGCAAGCGAGUGACGUAUCUGUUAGUCGCACCCAUUGUCUUCCCGCUCUGGAUGACCCUCCCAGACACUAGAACUCCUAAAGGGAAAAGAUUUUUCCCCGUAACAUUUAUAGGGUCAAUAGUUUGGAUAGCUUUCUUCUCCUACUUGAUGGUGUGGUGGGCGAACGUGGCGGGGGCGACGGCCCACGUGCCUCCCGAGGUCAUGGGGCUGACACUCCUGGCUGCAGGGACCUCGGUACCUGACCUCAUCACGUCCGUCAUCGUGGCCAGAAAGGGUUUUGGAGACAUGGCCGUCUCCAGCUCAGUUGGCAGUAAUAUUUUUGAUGUUACUGUUGGGCUUCCCCUUCCAUGGCUCCUGUACGGCCUGAUCAACGGGGAGCCAGUCCAAGUGAACUCCAAGGGCAUGGUCUGCAGCAUAGUGCUACUGUUCGCCAUGUUGAUCUUCGUCAUCAUCAGCAUCGCCUGCUUCAGGUGGAAGAUGAACAGGGGCCUAGGGUUCACCAUGUUCCUCCUCUACUUCGUCUUCGUAGGAGUCAGCUUGGGACUCGAAUACGGGUACCUCAACUGUCCGAGCGAAUAGACUGGUCUCUUCGUCUUUUGGUCUUCUCAUUAUUGAAUAAGGGAUUGGACAUUUCAGAUGAGCGUUUGAUCGUGACUAUUCGUUUUGGGAAUGAUAAAGGAAAUACGGAAUGAAAUUUAAGUCGAAUGCAAUAGAAAAGCCGGAAAGUAUUUUAUUGUAGAAUCCUAUAGAGGAUGAGGAAAGCAGAAUUUAAAAUAGUUUAUGGUAAAUAGUGGAGAACGCUAGAUUGCAGAACUGUUUACCUAAAACAAAUAGUCGACAGUCAAAUUGUAGCAAGUUGGUACUUCCAGCAAUAUUGCGACUCGAUUGCAGCGAACUGUGCGACGCAAACCAAGCGGGGGUUUAAUGUAAAUUCAACGUCAAUUUGUAAAACUGCGCGUAUACAUUCUGACGUCAAACUGUCAGAGCACUUUGACAUAUUUGACACAACAUGACGUUGAACAUGGAUAGAUUAUUCAUUUAGUUAUUUCAAAUGAAUAAUAAAAUCUAAUAAUCUAUUUUUACAUGUAAAAUUGGACGUAGCUCGCUGCAACCGAGAUUUAAAUUCUAUAUAAUAUUUUAAACAGUGUAAGUAUUAUAAGACGGUUACUUUAGCGUUGUGAAUUAUUUAGUUUUGUAUUUUAGUUGACUAGUUGCCAUAGCACAAGCAGUAAGGUAUUGCUCAAAGAUAAUCAUUUACUUUGGUAUUGCUUUGAUCAAGUUUCGUUUAGAUGUUUUAAACGGAGGCUUGUAAUAGAUUGUAUUGAUAAAUGACGAGAGAUUUACUUGCACCAAAUAUUUAUACAUAAGAGAAACUUAAGACAGUAGAACAAUUAACGAAAAUACAAUUCCUAUGAAAUGCAAUAAAGAAAGCUUCAGUGGUUCUGAUCAUAUUAUUAAGAAUUUUGCAUUGUAUGUAAAUUAUAAUGAGAUACAACAUUUUUGUAUCUGAAGUAAAUAUUUAGCCAUGAUAGAGACUGUAGUUAUUUAUAUGAAUGUUAGUUGUUUAACUCGAUGGCGCUUUUACGAAGUUUUAAGGCUAAGUUCUUAACCUGUCGUUAAAUGUGUCAGUUGUUUUUGUAAAUAUUGGUCGCGUUGUGUUGGGUUCUGUUUCGAGUUAGUUUCGAGAGCGCGGUGGCCGCCGCCCGCGCCGGUCCAUGUGGAUGAUUUAUAUUUUAAUGUGUCGUUAUAAUGAAGCGAUUUGAUGUAAGUGUGUGCGCGCACAAACAGCUAGAUGUACAUACACACAUAGAGGGUGGGAGAGCGGGGCAAAUGUGAAAGUUUUAAAUAAAAUCUCAUUCCAUAAAAUGUGCCUAAGAGUUUUACGAACUCAGUAACAUUUAGCUUCGAUUUUUAUAAAUUAACAGUAAAAAAGAAAAGAAAAUGUUAAAAAUAUCACUUUAUCAUCUGUUAGAAGACUACGCUUACAUUUAGUGUUAUAGAGUAUCUGAGGACGCAUCUGUCCCGCUCUACAAUAUAAUACGGUAGUUAGAGUUUACACUAUCUCUAUAAAGUCUAUCUAUAAUUAUAUGAACCAUACUACUCCUCGUUUCAUCUAUUGACUUUCGGCAGAAAUGAUUGGAUAGUUACGUCUGGCUAGUCAAUUCUUAAUAUUACGGCUAUGUCUUCAAAAUCUCUUCUUCCUUAAUAUUUAAAGGGCACGGUUCAGUAAAAUUAAAAAAUUGAAAAAAAAACAUCUUGUCAACCGUCCAUAGUUUCUGUUUUAUAUUUACUUUCCGCUUCUGCACGUGAUAUCACUCUAUAAUCUUUGACUCAUGAAAAACUUUAAUAAAAAUGAUCGUAAGUUGAAUUGUUGAUACCCAAAAAGUUUUAUAUUAAUAACCCGCCUAUUUGACAUAGCAAUAAAUAGUCUAGAAUAGAUAGUUAAAUAUUUAUAUUGUUAAGCUUUAACACUUCAGACCUUAGUGUCGCUCAAAUGAUGGAGAAAGCAUUAUUGGACUUCAAUGGAAAUGGCAGGGGGAGUGACAAAAAUGGACUUUCAGCUAAUACAAUUAGAGUUCAUUGUGACUUCUCGUGUCAUGAUCUAUUCUACUUAUAUACGCACAAGUAAACCAACAAUUCUUAAAGUUCGCUUUGUACAUCAACAUGUAACGUUUUGUUGUAUAGAUCAUUCUUCAUAUAAAUAACGUUUGUACUAUAUAAAGUUUAAAAAUGAAACACUCAAUUGACGAGAUAUGCAAUGUACUCUUAAGACAGUACUGGAGGGUUAAAACUGUUGUUUUGUGUAUGAAGGAUGGUAAUAUUCGUCUUAUAUAACUAUCAGUUCUUAUAAUAAACCAAUAUCUACGGGUAUAUAAGGCCAUUAUAUUGCCUUAUCAUCAGCUUAUCAUUAUAGUUUGGACUAAAGCUACUGCUAGACAGAACUGUCAUUGUCAUGUUUGUGAAAUCAUCAAUUCAUUUGGAAAAGUUGCAUUUCAUAUUCUCAUUCAGAAAUCAGAUUGUAGAACAUCAUAAAUGUACGAAGUCAAUUAUUUUCUACAAUCUGAAUUUGGAGCCCUCAAUAAUAAUAAUCAAUUUGAUUGGCUACUGUAAUUUGGAUUGACUUAUUGCCAGAAAUAAUAUAAGUAUGCACAGAUCAGCUAAGAAAAUGGUGGAUUGUGUUUCGAGAUACCAACUUCAAACCUCCAUUUUUUUAAUUAAUCUAUUACUCGAAAUUUCUUCUUGUCUUUAAUGUUUUUCUAAGUACAAAACUUUUAGCUCUGUUCCAAAAUUUGAGCUACAUAUAACUAACUAUAUUGCGUGUUAUAAGAAGCACGAUAUACGAGUAGUACAAAAUACUUAAUUCAAGCAAUCUUUUGCAUCGAGAAACAAAGUGAUUCCUGUCGAUACUUAUUCCAGAGUAAUUCACACAAAUUUUCGUUUGGAACAGGGUGCCUAGUACAAUAUAAAACAGCAAUAUUGCCAUAUAAAAAUAUGAAAAGUAAAAAACAAAAUGAAAUGUUGCUAUAAUGAUGACAUAUCGGUAGCUACCGGACAUCGUGAAGUCAUAAUCUGUGAUAAGAAGCAUGCUUAUGACGUGUAUUAUAUUAAAUAUUUAUAUAGACAUCAUCUCUCUUCGAGUUUUCAUAUAGUAUUAUGUAUAUACAUAUAAGCUUGGAUUUGAUAGCCUUCUGUAGUUCGCUUAGCGACGCCACUACUGGACAGUUACUGUGAAAUUGAAAUUCCUUUUUUUACGAAAGAUAUUAUGCUAAAAGAUAGAAAUCAUUUGAGAGUGUAGUAAAAGAAAAGUACUGGUGUGUAAAAAAUAAAUUCGUCCAAUGAAAGUGUGCUGUUAAAACUGAAGCACGAAUUCAUCUAUGUAUCUUCUUUGAUGACGUACUAACUAACACAGAUCUGAAAAUCAUUUCAAAGCACACUGCUUUCAAUUUACACACAUUAAAUUCAUGGCAUAUUUGGACAAAAAAAACUAUUAUCAUUUUAUAUUCUUAACCCACACUUCUAUUAAAACUACAAAAUUCAAAAAAACAUCAAAAAUAUACAAAAACUGUACGUGUAGUGGCCACUCUAUAAAAAUUUAAGAAUUUGACUCUAUAAAGUAACUUAAUUCGAUAUGAAUAAACUUUUCUUUACGAUGAUACAAACUAGUUUGUAGUAAACAAAAGUAUCCUUAAUAUUAUUAUCUGAAGCACCAAGUACCGUGAGUACGUUAUGCCUAUACUGAGAACAACCAAAAAUGUAAUGAAAAAAUACAACAAUCAAGGUUUGUCGAAGAGUCCAACAGUUUAAAAAGUGUGUGAAUAGUUCUGAGCUCGCGAGCACGAAAGGACCUUUAAACUUUCCAUUACAUUUUUGGAUUCCUCUGAAAUAUUCUAUAUGCUAUUAAAUUAUAUAACUUUAUACACUAGAUUUCUAUCUAUCUAUCUCUUGUAUAAUGUACUUAAUUAGGCUUUGUAAAUUAACCAUCCUUCCAUUCGUUUAAAGCUGUUAGUUAUUGAACUGAUAAAGAAUAUUUAUAAUCAUAUCACGAGGUUCUAUUCUUUGACGUCAGAAUGUAAAAUUGACGUUGACAUUUUAUAUUCUGGCGUCAAAAUUGUAUAGUUGUAAACUCGCCUUUAUGCAUGUCAGACCACGUAGUUACAUUAAACUUGCAUUUGUUCAGUACCAAAUAGCACGAGCCGAGCUAGAACUCAUUAACUUUCAAAAUUCGUUAUAACUAAUAGUGUCUGUAAGAGUUACAAUUUAUCAAUAUAAAUCGGUGUCCUCUUCCGACACCGAUUAAAUACAUAAAAUAUCCUUUAUAACUUCUUCGUAGUCUAAGACCUAGGCUUAAACGCUAUCAUUAAUAUAAAAAAAAUGUUUAUUAAUAAAAAAAUUGAAAUAUGAUAUCCAGGUAGAGAUUGUUACUAGAAAUGAUGGUUUUUAUAUAAAAAUUAUAAAGUAAAUUAUUGCAGAUAAUAAAAAAGAUUCUUCAUUCCACUUUUUUGUUACGAUGAUAUUUUGUAUUAUUGUCAUGAACACCAUAAAUAUUGUUUAAUAAGUGGUUUUAAUUUGAUUACUGUUUCAGCUUUAAAAUUGAUCGUAAAGGAAAAAGUGGAGUGACUUUGAAUAGUCAUCGAUUUCGUUUAUAGCUGACUAGUCUCGAUUUCGAAAGACAUUCCGAGAAGUGUUCAUUCCUUUGCACUUGUUAUGUCAAUUCAUUUCACAAUGUCAAAUAUGUUUACAACAAUAAAAUUAAAAUUGACAAUGUAAAAUUAAUGUUUGAAUUCUGACGUCGUCAUACAUAAGUUGUGACUGACAAUGCUAAAAUGAUUUUAAAUAAAAGUUUGUUUUAAACUAUAAAAUGAUAUCACACGAGGUCGUCGGAAUCGAGAUGACAGCGUAGGUUGUUAAUAGUGAUAUUACAAAUUAGGUAAAAGUAAAAAAAAUGUUAUUAAUUUUAAAAAACUGUAGAUAAGUUUUAGGAAUUUUCAUCAUGUUGUAACGAGUAAAAUGGGAGGAGAAAAGCUCUUGUUCUAUUUAUUAUUUUUUCAUUCAAACGAUAAGUGUCUGUGGUUUUUAUAAAGUUUUAAACAGUAUUAUGACUUCCGUAGUUAAUUUGAGUAUUCAUAGUUAAUUUCGUCGACAUUUGUGUCUUUUUGCUGUGAAUCUCGAUCGGAAACUAUUAAAUAAAAUAAAUAGAUUUUACUAGAACGUUUUAAUAAAUACCAUAGAGCACGUAUAUUUACAUAUAUUUUUCGAUAGAUCUGAUAACUUUAUUAAAUGCUGCGUUCAAAAAUGGUGAUUUAAAUAAAGUAAUUUGAACGUAGAAUUCCUCAUUUUCAAUAUGAUAGUAGUACAUGAUAAGUGAAGCACACAGUUAUUUGUUAUAAAUGAAUACUAUUAAGUAAUAUAUUUAUUGUCCGAUCGAGUAAUAUUGUUGUUCUAUUAAAAGCUUUUAAUGAUUGUUGAAGAUUAAAAGAUUGUGAUAGUUUUAAUAAUUCACUAGUUUAUUGCAUUUAUAUAUUGUGAGAUAAUUUUGUAUGUAUCAGUGUUUAUAAUUUGACGUAAAUAAAGAGCGUGGCGUACCCAAGCGUCGGCUGUCGACGGUAUUAUGAAAAAUUACAAUAAAAAUAAUAAAAUAGUGAGUGAAAAAA